Triticum dicoccoides is the source of this 1245-nucleotide messenger RNA. RefSeq names its product acidic leucine-rich nuclear phosphoprotein 32-related protein 2-like. Gene Ontology annotation, molecular function: histone binding. The transcript is spliced from 2 exons. Gene Ontology annotation, cellular component: nucleus. The record is from RefSeq and is a predicted model, not a curated record. Bases 129 to 974 code for a protein of 281 amino acids. Lineage: Eukaryota; Viridiplantae; Streptophyta; Magnoliopsida; Poales; Poaceae.
UCGCCACACCACACACCACACCAUUUCCGUACUUGUCUGCUCCGUCCGCCUCCGAAGCUUUGCGGCUCCAGGGUUUAGCUAGGGUUCUUCUACCCACGACCGUCCCCGCCCGCCCCGCCGCCGCAGCCAUGGCCGGCGCCGGCGCCGGAGAGGACGACGCGGCGUGGGAGCGCGCCAUCAGCGCGGCCGUCAAGAGCGCGCCCCUCUCCCCCUUCUCCGCGCCCAAAACCCUAACCCUCGACGGCGCCGUCAAGUCCUCCACCGGCCGCCUCCCCUCGCCGGCCCUCUUCGACCGCUUCCCCUCGCUCGAGGAGCUCUCCGUCGCGGGCGCCCGCCUCUCCUCGCUCGCGGGCCUGCCCCGCCUCCCGGCCCUCCGCCGCCUCUCCCUCCCCGACAACCGCCUCGCCGGGGCCGACUCCCUCGCCGCCGUCGCCGAGUCCUGCGGCGGGACCAUCCGCCACCUCGACCUCGGCAACAACCGCUUCGCCGCGGUCGAGGAGCUCGCCCCGCUCGCGCCGCUCGGGGUCGAGUCGCUGGACCUGUACCAGUGCCCCGUCACAAAGCUCAAGGGGUACAGGGAGAAGGUGUUUGCGCUGGUUCCCAGCUUAAAAUACUUGGACGGCGUCGAUGCCGAGGGCAAUGACCGUCUGGAGUCUGAUGAAGACGAGGAGGAGGAUGAGGAUGAGGACGAGGAGGAGGACGAAGAAGGGGCGGAGGACGGUGAAGGGGAAGGGGAAGAAGAGGACGGAGAGGAAGAGGAUGGAGAUGAAGAAGAAGAUGGCGAGGAAGAGGAAGGAGAUGAAGACGAGGAUGGUGAUGAGGCUGGAGACGAAGAAGAUGAGGCUGAGGACGACGAACCUGAUUCAGGCGCAGCCGAGAAGAGCGAGGUUGCCAACGGAAACAAGUCUGCAGGAUCUGCCCUGCCAAUCAAGAGGAAAAGGGACAAUGAAGAUGCUGCUGGUGGAGACAACUGAAUUUGAUCUCGGUUCAAGGUUUGUGGGUUUGUCUUUGCACGCUUUUCAGAGGGUUUUGUGCGGGAGGCGUAGAAGCAGGCAACCUUGGUAGUUUUCUGCAAGGAUUUUCUGGGAGUUUCCAAAUUUUAUUCAAGACGCGCGGGGAUCCUCGGACCUGCUCCUUCAUGUGAAAUUUCUGGUACUAUAAAUCGAGGCGUUGACUCGGAUCACGAGAACCGUCUGUCUUCAUCAUGGCUGUAAUGUAAAGGAGGUACUCCGUUUUUCAUUGGUA